AUGUCCUUCUCCCAGGGCCAUAGGUCGGACCGUGGCCAACAAGGCCCCCGGUCGUUUGCCAACACCAGCGUGGAGGAGCAUGCUACUUCGCCUGCUCUCACUCCAGGCUCAGAUGUGUCUGACACUUUAAGACCAACCUAUACCACCGCCGGCACCCUUUACAAUCCCGGUACUGCUGCCCCCAUUCAAGCUCCUAUCAGGAAAGGACGAAAUAACCGCUGGCAGUCCUCGCACGUGUCUGAAUUGGCCGGCCUGCCUAAGUCCAUUCUCGCCAAUCUUCCCCUGAACAUGCACAGGACCAGGUCUCCUGCAACGACCGCCUCCAGCCUCAAGCAUUACGCGCCGCUCCAACAGAACUACGAUCGUGCAAUGACGCCACCAACAAAGGAGGAUAUUUAUUUUGAGUCUGGAGACAUGGACACAGCCGCUUCAUCGGUACUCUCUUCAAUACCUCUUGACCACGAUCGACUUUUGCAGCCCCGUUUGUCUGCCAUAAAUACCACCGACACCUCCAGGGCUAUAUCUCAGAACAGCAGCAAGGAAGAAAGCGAGGAUAGUGAAUGCAUGGUAGAUGCUGCCGCCGAUGCUCUGGCUGCUCGUCUGAACUUCAAAAGUCUCACUAGUCUAGCUUCUUAUGAUAACCCUUCUCAGCAAAUUGCCAAGCGUGCUUUGGCACGGGGCAGAAGUUCACUCAAGUACCCCGAAUUGCCUAUGCAUGGGACGGCAAACACUUCUCUACAGUCUCAAAGCUUUCGGGAGCAAGAAAGGCAAAAACCUACCAGUCUGUCACAGUCGUGUUCGUCGGCCACCCAGGCCGAUCGACAGUUUGCCGGCUUUACAAACAACCCGAAGGCGCUGUGGCCCGUAAGCGAAUCGUUUUUGAAUCAGAAUCUAUCACAGCUUUCAUUGAAUCGGGGGCCCAAGGCUCUUGUCUCAGCCAUUGAUACAGCAUAUCCAUCCGCUCUCUCCACCGGCCCCGGCGCUCCCCUUCCUCUUACAGCAGGCCCUCCAGGACUUCGUCAGUACCGACCGUCCUCCUUUGAGGUAAAUGCACCUGCAGCUAGCAGUGUAUCUAAGCUGCCAAGCCGAAUCUACGAUACCGAGAACGGACGGCGGAAGCGAAAUAAAUCGCCUCACUGGACUCUUCGCGGAGCUCAGCAAGAUCUUAACUCUGGCUCCUACAUGAAUGAGAGCUCCCUGACUGAUCAACUUGAUUCCGAGCCCGCAACAGCAGACCGUCUAGAGCCAGCAAACUCAGAUUUUGGCUUGCCGGAUAUACCUGCUAGGACUUCACUGGCAAGCUCUCUGGUCUACGAGACCGAAUCUCCCAGCAAGAUUGGCCAGUAUUAUCCCGAUCAGCUUCCCCCAGACUACACACCUAGCAAGAAGUCAGAUUUCCAAACAAGCGACUGGGAGGCAGAGUGUAUGGCACGCCGUCGGUGCCCAGGCCGCAGAACCGCAGAGCAACUCGCACGACAUCAAAGAAAGGUCGACGAAUCUUGGUACGCCGGUAUUUCACGUAUUCAUCAGACUAUGGACGACGCUAUAGCGCAGAUGCAGACAAGACAACUUCUACAUACCAUUGGACGUCCAGAGCAUGCCGAUGUCUUCAGCAUGAGCGGGUCUACUCUGGAUCAUCCGAAAGGACGUGAGCUCUCGUUGCAAGACGUCAUCAACACGGAUCGUUGGAGGCAUGCUGAACCACUCCUCAACAUGGCCUUUUCAACGCUUUUAAGCUAUGUCGACGAGUGCGGACCCAACAGACAGCGGUCUCCCUUUGUGGAAUAUCGCGAAUGGCGUGACAUGAAGACUGCCGAAAGACAUCGGGCUUGGUCGACAGAAAACUUAGAGUGGUAG
Messenger RNA from Pyricularia grisea, 1857 nucleotides. RefSeq lists its product as uncharacterized. NCBI's taxonomy places the organism in Eukaryota, Fungi, Ascomycota, Sordariomycetes, Magnaporthales, Pyriculariaceae. The transcript has a single exon. Bases 1 to 1857 code for a protein of 618 amino acids. The record is from RefSeq and is a predicted model, not a curated record.